Molecule: messenger RNA, 5202 nt
Organism: Hippoglossus stenolepis (Pacific halibut)
Lineage: Eukaryota; Metazoa; Chordata; Actinopteri; Pleuronectiformes; Pleuronectidae
Product: phosphatidylinositol-binding clathrin assembly protein
Exons: 19
Coding region: 775-2505 (576 amino acids)
Biological process (GO): clathrin coat assembly; synaptic vesicle budding from presynaptic endocytic zone membrane; clathrin-dependent endocytosis
Cellular component (GO): clathrin-coated vesicle; synaptic vesicle; extrinsic component of presynaptic endocytic zone membrane
Molecular function (GO): phosphatidylinositol-4,5-bisphosphate binding; SNARE binding; 1-phosphatidylinositol binding
Source: RefSeq, a predicted model, not a curated record
UAUCGGCAACCUGAACACAGAAAUACACCCUUUUGUAAGAAGAUGAGAAGGACCGGAUAGAAAGAAGAAAAAAAUAAAAAAAAAACCCGGCGGAGGUUGUGUGCAACCAGCGCGGGGAGCUGUGAGGAUCAGACUUGGGGGGUUUGCGCUGCGAUCUGUGCGCACAUUCAGAGGAGGAACCGGGUGAAGAAGAAGAGGAAGAAGAAGAAGAAACGAAAGGGGGGGGGGAAGGACAAUACUGGCUUUUUUUUUUAAUCGUCUGUGAGAAAUGACGCUUCACUCGUAGGGGAUGCCGCAUAGAUUUGAUGAUAGUCACCGGUAGUCGGCUGCGAUUAUUUCGGAUUCAACCCUCGUUCGGGCGCAUCCUCCGGCACCUCACCCUCUGCCAGCGGCUAUUUCAGGGACUCCACAUUGUCUUAUAUGCAGGAUCACCAGAUCGGACAUUGAUUUAUUCAGGGGUUACAUUUGAUUUCUGCAGCCGGACCCUCCUCAUGCCUUCGACUGAAUUUUAAAUCGCUUCCCUGGAUGUGACCGUCUCACGUUGAAUUUUGGCCGCCGCAUGAAUUCUCCCACCGGAUCCUGGUCUGUGUUCUCUCCGCUGUCCUCCUCCUCCGACACCCCCCCAAUCCUCGCAGAGGGCACUACCCUCCUCCCUGCCGCUAAAGACAUUUUGAUCGUCCUCCCCGCUUCCCCCCCAGCCGGACUCGACCAUCAUCACUCCUCCUCCUCCUCCUCCUCCUCCUCCUCCUCUUCCUCCUCCACCUCCUCUGGAACAUGUCGGGACAGUCUUUGACGGACCGGAUCGCCGCCGCGCAGCACAGCAUGACCGGGUCUGCCAUCAGCAAAGCCGUCUGCAAGGCCACGACGCACGAAGUCAGCGGACCCAAGAAGAAGCACCUUGACUACCUGAUCCACUGCACCAAUGAGAUGAACGUCAGCAUCCCCCACCUGGCGGACACACUGCUGGAGCGCACAGCCAGUAACAGCUGGAUAGUGGUUUUUAAAGCGCUCAUCACCACACACCACCUCAUGAUGUACGGCAACGAGAGAUUGAUGCAGUACCUUGCCUCCAGAAACACGCUCUUCAACCUCAACAACUUUCUAGAUAAGGCUGCACUACAAGGUUACAACAUGUCAACUUUCAUCAGACGGUACAGCCGCUACCUGAAUGAAAAAGCCAUGUCUUACAGAAUAGCAGCGGUGGACUUCACUAAGAUGAAGAGAGGAGCCGAGGGUGUGAUGCGCACCAUGAACACAGAGAAGCUGAUUAAGACUCUGCCUGUCAUUCAGAACCAGCUGGAUGCACUGCUGGAUUUCCAGCCCAACUCCAACGAGCUGACCAACGGAGUCAUCAACACAGCUUUCAUGUUGCUCUUUAAAGAUUCCAUACGGUUGUUCGCUGCUUAUAACGAAGGGGUCAUCAACAUGCUGGAGAAAUACUUUGACAUGAAGAAGAAUCAAUGCAAAGAAGCCCUGGAGAUCUACAAGACCUUCCUCAACAGGAUGACCAAACUGUCCGAGUUUCUCAAAGUGGCUGAGCGAGUUGGGAUAGAUCAGGGCGACAGCCCCGAUCUCACACAGGCUCCCAGCUCUCUCCUGGAGGCUCUGGAGCAGCACCUAGCUUCUCUGGAGGGCAGGAAGCUCAAGGACCUGUCCACGGCCAGCAGAUCCAGCAACUUGUCCAGUGCAGUGUCCUCUCUCUCCAGCACUGGGAUCUCUCUCAGCCGCAUGGACGACAAGACAGAGGACAACAGACUGCAGCAACACAAGGAGGACGGCCAUAAGGGGCUCGACAUUCAGACGCCCAACGUGUCCCCCGGCACCCAGUCAGUGGGAAGUGCCAACAGCAGCGGAGGGGCCACAGAUCUCUACUGCAACUCCCCCAUCGUACCCAUCAACAACCAUGUGCCAAAUCUGACCAGUGAGCUGUUCACCCUGCAGCCAAACUUCACCCACAUCCAGACCACACACACUGUGCCCAACAAUAACAAUGCCUGGGGAGGUGACCUGAUGAAGCCAAACCAACACACUCACAUACACAGCCCAGGAGCCCAGUUGUACUCUGGGAAAAUGCUGCCCAAUGAUUUGGAUUCUUCAUUAGCCAACCUCGUUGGUAACCUGCAGUUUGGGGGGACGCAAGCGAAAAAGCCGGAGCUCCAGUGGAGUCAGCUGGUGGAGAAGAAGCCAACAGGAGGAAAUGGCUGGCAGUCAAAGACAAUGUGCACCAGCACCAACUGGACUCACACCGGCCAUCCCAUGGCACCUGCACCCAUGCAGGUCCCCCAGAUGAAUGGGAUGAUCUAUACUGGCUAUGCUCCAGCACCAGUGGCUUUUCCUAUGACGUCACCCCAAGUGCCUGUGUAUGGAAUGCUCCCUCCUCAGAUGAGUCAUCAGAUGGGGGGCGUUCCCAUGAUGCCCCCACAGCAUGUCAUGUACAACCAGCCGGUCCUGAGACCUACCAAUCCCUUCGGACCCAUCCCGGGGACACAGAUGCACUUCAUGUAGGGAUGAUCUCGUAACCAUGGCAGCAAAGCUGAGAAAGAGAAGGCGAGAGGAAAGAGAUGGAGGCAAAGAGUCAAAGAAAACAAAUCCAGAACCAAAUCCCAGUGCAGGAGGAAGGAAGACAAAGACAGAGAGGAAAGAGGGAGCGGAGAGGAAGAAGGAGAGAGGACCAGAGGAUGGAUAAAGGAUGAAAUGCUGAUCUCUCUUUCUAUGUCGCCUGACCCUCUAAUCUCCUCUCCUCUCUCCAUGUGGCUACUGAUCUCUCUGUCUUUGAAUCCAUAAUGCCGGGGCACCAGAGGCUCCUCGUCCGUCCCACUCAUCCUCUGUUUGAUUUGCCAGUUCAGACGGCGAAUACGUCCUGUGAUGAGGCUACAAAAACUGACCGCUCAAUGGAAGUGCAGACGCUCUACAGGCCACUUCCUGACCUCCUCAUCCAGAUAAUUUCCUGUAUUAAAAACUAACCCUCUUCCCUCUCCAUCCCCCAACUGAAUCAAACCUGGAGGACGCGCGCCUCUUUCUCCGAUUGGAUCGUUUCCUGGCACUUUACUCAAUGUGAACUUUGCCAAGGGUGUGUGUCUGUGUGGGUGAUUUUAGCAUCUUGUUUAGAUUGGUUCCCGGUUGCGUGUCAUCCAUCACCUGAUGUCAGAAGUAAUCGAUUCAAAUGCAAGCGUGCGUGUCCCUUUUUCUACAUUUCAGUGUGCUGCAUCAACAUUUACUGUUUUGAGUCUUUUUAUGAGCUCAAUUUGUUCUUAAUUGCCAACUUCACAUUCAGAAUCUAGCAUGGAAGGAUAAUUUGCAGGCACGCUUGUGUAUGUGUGUGUAUUAAUGUGUGUGUGUGUGUGGAUGGAUGGAGCUGUGUAGGGUAAGUACUGUACGUUUCUCUUUUGGUACCUGAUGUCAUUGCUGUGUUGCCAGGUACCAAUGUGUUACUGCACUGGAACUAACUGAGGAAAGCACUGAGCCACAGCCAGGCAUCAUAUUUGGAUGUAAACAAACCUCUUACACUAACUUUGCUACUUGGGGAUGUGCUGUACACACUGUAUUCUGUUCUUUUUGUUCCUCCUCUACAGCUGUGCAAUAUCAUGCAACCCUGUCACGUCUUGUCCACCCAUCUGUAGCUUGUCUAGAAGCCGUUUCCUGAUGAAGUGUUGUACCUCUUGUGUGUCCACAUCAGGUUUCUGUACAGAAUGUUGUCUUUUUUUUUGUUCUUUUUCACCAUGUUCUGUUAGACCCGUACUGCUCUUAAAGUAGGGAAAAAUGCACUGAGAGCCAGAUAGAGACGUGACUGGAUAUUAGUUAGAUGAUUCCCAGUCUUGCCAAUCAGAAAAGGUCUAACUCUCAAUUGUAAGAUGUCCUCCCUGUUAUGAGCAUUCGUCCUUUACAAAAAUUAGUCUCUUGAGAAGUCCUCUAUGCACUCCAGAAAAACUGGGUAGGUGUUAUUACAGCAGCAGACGUCUCAUCUCUCAACAAUUGGAGGAAUUAAAAGAUUUCGCCAGCACAGAAGAAAGUUGGUUAAUGUAGUGUUAACAUUUGUGGACAGGAUUGUUAUAAGGUCAGUUGGAGGAGACAAGUGAAGACCAGACUGUCGGAAAGCCACUGAGGGAAUCGUCUGCCGGUCACGACCCGAGUAUUGCCUGCAGUGAAAACGCACAGAUUAAUUCAGACAGCCGGAGGCGGGGAGGCUUUAAUGAGACGUUUAAUGUUAAUGUGGCUUUUCUCGCAGAUCCAAGGUCAAGUUAAACCCACAGACGGACGAUAUAUAUAUAUCCUUAUAUAUAUAUAUAUAGCACAAACCUCUUAGGAGGGAACAAUGCUCUGCUGCACAAAAACCUAAAAUCAUUGCUGGGAUGUACAGUUAUAGGGGCAAUAAUUAACUGGGGUUGAAGUCGUUUUCUAUUGAUUGUGUCUGUUCUAUGUACUGUACGUGUGUUUGUGUGCACAUGCCUUCCCAUAGAGAUAAACAGGGUCAUGUUGCUCGGUUAGAGAUGAAAGGUCUCUAGCGAGCUGGUAGCGUGUACUAACUUAGCAGUGAGUGCUAUUGUGACCGUGUCUCAGUCUGUACUACACCCCAUCAAUUCAAAGUGGUUCUAGGAACAGUCAAAUGACGAAGAGAAAUGCAAAACAAAAAGGCCAGAGUCGGCAGACCUGGAAUCUCAUAAAGUGAAUCUGAGGUGAACCUCUCCAGUCGGAUCUGCUCAGGGUGGUGAUUUCUAACAAAGCCGCCAGAGAAGUGCAACUGCACGGUGCUGUAUCGCACAUGAUUAAUCCUUGAAAUGUAAGAGCUGGAUUUACGAGUCUACUACCAGCAGUGUGUUAGAAAUCAUCACCAAGCAGGCGGAUAGUCUCUGAGGUUUCUAAAUAAGCCGCAGCUGACAUUUGGAAAUGUCCUUUCGGAAAAAUUUGUUGAUCCAGCCCCCCCCCCCAUUACUUGUUGUUCCAGUGGUUUGUCUUUCCCCGUCAGCUGAAUGCUCUUUUCAUUGUGCACUUCAUUCCCACUACGCAGCUUGUUCCAUUCUGGGCCAACCUCUGACUGUUACUGUGUCCUCUGUAUAUAGGUAAUGCCGUUCAUGUGUUUUUAGACGUGCUCUCUCUGUAAAGUGAUCGAAGCCCCAUUGGAUGACGUUACUGUAUGUGGGACAACUUAUUGCUGUAUCUGUGUUUGAAUGGUUGUAUUUUGAAGGUGUCAUCAUCCAGGGAUGG